GUUCUUCUUCACAGCAAAAGCAUCACGUAGAAUCUCUCCAACUCCUAAUUCUGGAGACAAGAUACACUUCUCUGAUCAAGAAAAUAAGGACAGCUGCGUGGUAGAGACUUCUGCAGCGCAACCGAAGAGCUAUGGAGAAAUGGCACUGGCUGGCGCUGGUGGUCCUGAUGGCACUAACGGUUCGGUGGGCUGUCUCUCUCCAUUCCUACUCAGGUACUGAGUUUCACUGCUUCAAAAGCAGGUAAAAUGCUGGGGUUGGUGCACACCUGUAAUCCAGGACCAGGAGACUGCGGCCGAAGGAUUGCUGCGAGCGUGAGGCCAGCCUGCCUGGAACACAGAGAGGCUCCAUCUCAAACAAACAAACAAGUGUCUGGCAAGCGUGAGGCCCUGGGUUCGAUUCCCAGUACCACACACACACACACACAAGCCCCCAAAAGUGCCGGGAAACCGCCGCUGUUCGGGGAUUACGAAGCUCAGAGACACUGGCAGGAAGUCACUGUGAACUUGCCAGUGAGACAAUGGUAUUUCAACAGCAGCGAUAACGAUCUGCAGUACUGGGGGCUGGACUACCCGCCGCUCACGGCGUACCACAGCCUGCUGUGCGCCUACGUGGCAGAGCGCAUCAACCCCGCCUGGGUCGCCCUGCACACGUCUCGGGGCCACGAGAGUCAGGCGCACAAGCUCUUCAUGCGCGCAACAGUUUUAGUUGCUGAUGUGGUGGUUUACAUUCCUGCAGUGGUUGUGUACUGCUGCUGUUUAAAAGAAGUCUCAACUAAGAAGAAGGUUGCCAAUGCGCUCUGCAUCCUGCUGUACCCAGGCCUUAUUCUUAUCGACCAUGGUCAUUUUCAAUAUAACUCCGUGAGUCUCGGCUUUGCCCUGUGGGGUGUCCUUGGAGUGUCUUGUGACUGGGACCUGCUAGGGUCACUGGCCUUUUGUUUAGCUCUAAAUUACAAACAGAUGGAGCUUUACCACUCCUUGCCAUUCUUUUGCUUUUUACUUGGCAAGUGUUUUCAAAAAGGCCUCAAAGGAAAGGGGCUGGGCCUGCUGGUGAAGCUCGCGGGCACCGUGGCUGCUUCCUUCACCCUCUGCUGGCUGCCGUUCCUCUCCGGGAGGGAGCAGACUCUGCAGGUCCUGAGACGCCUCUUCCCGGUGGACCGGGGGUUAUUCGAGGAUAAAGUAGCCAAUGUCUGGUGCAGCAUCAACACCUUUGUGAAGAUUAAGGACCUGCUGCCGCGUGACACCCAGAUACUAAUGAGCUUUUGCCUCACGUUUUUGAGCUCGCUUCCCGCCUGUGUAAAAUUAACACUCCGUCCCUCGCCCAGAGGGUUCAGACUUACUCUGGUCAGCUGUGCGCUGUCAUUCUUCUUAUUUUCCUUCCAAGUACACGAAAAGUCCAUUCUCUUAGUAGCGCUCGGCAGGUGGGACAAGGAUACUGGGGCUCAGCACGCCUUCUCCUUGGGCCCUGCUGGGCUGAGGCAGUCCCGUCCGAGCUGUGACCCUCGCCCGUUGCUGUGCCUCCUCUGCUCCUCUCCGCUACCCGUCUGCCUAGUUCUCAAUGAGGUCCCCUUUAUGUCCACUUGGUUUUCCCUCGUGUCCACGUUCAGCCUGCUGCCCCUGCUGCGCAAGGACGGGCUGCUGCUGCCGGCGCUGCUCACGGCUGCGGCCUUCUGCACGGCGUGCGCGGCCUUCCUCCCGCUGCGCGAGGCGGCUUCCGAGGAGGGGCUGCGGCUGCGGGCCUUCGCCGGCUCCCUGAGGCGGCGUCUGCGGCUGCCGGGCGCCGCGCUCCUUCCCCGGGCUACCUGGUGGCUGUUCCUCGCCUCGGUGGCCGCUAUGGUCCUUCUGACGCUCGCCACUGCCACCCUGCAUCCUCCUCAGCGGCUGCCCGACUUAUUUUCUGUGUUGGUGUGCUUCGUCUCCUGCUUGAACUUCCUGUUCUUCCUGGUCUACUUUAACAUCAUAAUCAUGUGGGACUCCAAAAGUGGAAGAAACCGGAAGAAAGUCAACUAGCUCUUCCAAAACAGAUGCGAACUUUUGUUAUGUGCAAGUGACUUUAGCGUUCUGGAUCCAGUUCCCGGAAAGGAAGUGAAGCGUCAUCACUGCCUACAGAAUAAGUGUGUGGAGCCAGAGCACAGGGUAGUUUUAUUAAUGUUAACAGCUAUCCAAGUGGAAAAAUAAAAGGGGAAUGCCCUUAAUCCCAGUAUUUACUUAGGGAAUAGACUGUUAAAACAUUGCAAAUAUACUGAACCUACUGGAAGUAUUAAGCCCCUCUUUAAAGAAAAUCACUGAGCCUGGGAUCUAGCUCAGUGGUUCCGUUGCCUGCCUCGAAAGCGCAAGGUCCCAAGUUUGAUCCCCGGUACAAAAAAAGAAAACAUUCAGGAAAUCACUAAUGUUGGUGUUCACAUUCAUUUUCUUUGCAGUUCAGCCUGACAGUAACAUGUGUUUCAUUGUUUAGAAGUUAUAGCUCAGGGAAGUAAUCUGUGAAAAUCAUUAUAAACUGCUUGAAUUUGAAUAUGCCUUAUUAUGUAUGCAGAUUUACAGGCUAAACUGGUUUUUACUUCCAAGGAUUCAGAUUUACUUAAAUCUAUUUAAAACAUGAGAUUUCCUGAAUUUCCCGUCUUAAAUCUAAGUGAGGUCUUUUUAAUCACCCGCGCUUUGGUUCUGAGCCUGCAGCAGCUUUGAGUCUGCCCCAGGCGGGGCUCCUUGCGGCCGGCCUCUGCCUCAGCCGCGCGGCCCUCGCUUGUCCCUCCAGGAGGCGGAUGUCCAUCUGGACGCUGAGGCAUCACCACGUUGUGUCUCUCAUCGGAGGAUGUGCUCAUCUCCACGGUGGAAAUAAAACCAUUGCUCACCG
This is a messenger RNA of Heterocephalus glaber (naked mole-rat), 2848 nucleotides long. It is a transcript of the gene Alg6, whose product is annotated as ALG6 alpha-1,3-glucosyltransferase. Lineage: Eukaryota; Metazoa; Chordata; Mammalia; Rodentia; Bathyergidae. Gene Ontology annotation, molecular function: dolichyl pyrophosphate Man9GlcNAc2 alpha-1,3-glucosyltransferase activity. Gene Ontology annotation, biological process: dolichol-linked oligosaccharide biosynthetic process; protein N-linked glycosylation. Gene Ontology annotation, cellular component: endoplasmic reticulum membrane. The record is from RefSeq and is a predicted model, not a curated record.